Messenger RNA from Alternaria arbusti, 1095 nucleotides. RefSeq lists its product as uncharacterized. Gene Ontology annotation, molecular function: L-glutamate dehydrogenase (NADP+) activity. Gene Ontology annotation, cellular component: cytosol. The record is from RefSeq and is a predicted model, not a curated record. Lineage: Eukaryota; Fungi; Ascomycota; Dothideomycetes; Pleosporales; Pleosporaceae. Bases 1 to 1095 code for a protein of 364 amino acids. The transcript has 5 exons.
AUGGCUUCCUUCGAACCAGAAUUCGACCAAGCCUACAAUGACCUUGCGUCAUCGCUCGAAGGCUCCACGGUGCUGAAACAUCAUCCGAAGUAUAGAGAUGCUCUCAGAGUAUUCGCCAUUCCAGAGCGCGUCAUUCAAUACCGCGUGAUCUGGGAGGAUGACAAGAACUGCGUGCAAGUCAACAACGGCUAUCGUGUACAAUUCAACUCGGCACUGGGCCCUCACAAAGGCGGGCUCCGGUUUCAUCCGUCCGUCAACCUCUCAGUGCUGAAGUUUCUCUCGCUUGAGCAAACCCUAAAGAAUGCUUUGACAGGCUUGAAUCUUGGUGGCGCAAAGGGAGGGUCAGACUUUGAUCCCAAAGGCAAGUCUGAUCACGAGAUUCGUCGUUUUUGCGUGUCUUUCAUGCGCGAACUGAGCAAGUACAUCGGAGCUGAUACGGACGUGCCUGCUGGUGAUGUUGGCUGUACCCGGCGCGAAGUGGGAUGGAUGUUUGGCGCAUUCAAGGCGGCAACUACGAGAUGGGAAGGUUGCAUCACGAACAAAGGUGAUGCGUUUGGUGGAAGUCUGAUGAAGCUCGAGGCAACUGGGUUUGGGCUGGUUCAUUACGUGUCCCUAAUGAUCGAAUACGCUUCCGGUGCCACUGAGACUAUACGAGAAAAGAAGGUUGCGAUCUCGGGCUCCGGCAAUGUCGCACAGUACGCCGCCAUCAAAGCGAUCGACCUCGGUGCAGUCGUCCUUACACUCUCCGACAGUAAAGGCUUACUUAAAGCUAUCUCUGUGGAAGGCUUCACAAAAGACGACAUCGCCCUCAUUGCCUCUAUCAAGAAGAAACGCCUUCCACUUUCCGACAUUAUGGCAAUGGAGCAGGGUCAGAGGUUCGAGUAUCUCGAAGGCGAAAGACCCUGGAAGCAUGUGAAGGAAGUCGAUAUCGCGUUACCCUCCGCCACGCAGAACGAAAUGUCCAAAGACGAAGCAGAAGCACUGAUUUCUGCUGGCUGCCGCUUCAUCGCCGAAGGCAGCAACAUGGGCUGCGCACAAGACGCUAUCCAACUCUUCGAAUCGCGCAGGGCAGAUAGUCCGAAUGGACGUGUGUAA